This is a messenger RNA of Benincasa hispida (wax gourd), 3719 nucleotides long. RefSeq lists its product as uncharacterized. The record is from RefSeq and is a predicted model, not a curated record. Gene Ontology annotation, molecular function: protein binding. Gene Ontology annotation, cellular component: chloroplast. Lineage: Eukaryota; Viridiplantae; Streptophyta; Magnoliopsida; Cucurbitales; Cucurbitaceae. Gene Ontology annotation, biological process: chloroplast-nucleus signaling pathway; mitochondria-nucleus signaling pathway.
CUUACCCCCCCGACAGUGUUUUUAACUUUCCGUUUUCGAGUUCAACAUUCUCUACAAUCUGCCGCUAUAGGUCUUCUUCGUUUUCCUCUCUAUCGUUCCCUUCUCUCUGCCGUGUGGAGCUCGCCGUUCGUCUGCUGUCCGUUCCGGUGCGUCAGCUCAACCUUCGCCUGCACUCUGUCGUUCCCGUGCGUCUGCCGUUCGUCGGCCGUUCGUCUGCCGUCGUUCAAGUGGCCGGAAGCAGUGGAUGGAAGGAAAUAUAUCUGCAAUUUUUUGUAGUUUUUCUCCUUCUCUAGACCACACAGGAAAAGCAAAUACCGACCCACUUUCAUGAAUUGUUUACUACACGCUGUGAAUAAUCCCACCAAUCUCAAUAAAUUAAAGCUCAAACUAGUCAAAUUCGCCUCCACUGCAAUUGCUCAACUAAACCCAUGUUUUUUUUCACACAGUGAUGAUGAACAAAGUGUCACCUCCUUCAACACAACUUUGGAUGUUCAAUGUAAACCAUCAAAGGUGGUUCGAAUCCUAGAAAGUCUCCGGAGGGAGCCCAACAUUGCCUUUUCCUUUUUUCAUGAAUUGGAGGAACGGGGAUUUCAACAUAACAUCUCUACAUAUGCAGCUCUUAUUAGGGUAUUGUGCUCUUGGGGUUUGGGGAAAAAGCUUGAAUCUCUGUUCUUGAAUCUCAUUGGCUCCAAGAAAAUGGAAUUUGAUGUCUUAGAUUUGCUUGAAUCACUUAAUCAAGGUUGUGUGGUGGAUGACUCAUUUAUUCGAGCAUAUGAUGCCUUAAUCAAGGCUUAUGCCAGUGUUAACUUGUUUGAUAGUGUUGUGGAUUUACUUUUCCGAUUAGAAAGGAAGGGCUUUGUUCCACAUAUUUUUACUUGUAAUUAUCUCUUGAACCGCCUUAUCGAGCAUGGGAAAAUGAAUAUGGCUCUAGUUGUGUACAAGCAGUUGAAGAGGUUUGGUUGUCAACCUAAUGAUUACACUUAUGCUAUUGUAAUAAAAGCACUUUGUAAAAUAGGUAACAUGGAAGAAGCCAUAGACAUUUUUGAGGAGAUGACUGAAUCUGGGGUGGUUCCUAAUGCCUUUGCUUGUGCUGCAUAUAUUGAAGGGUUGUGUACCCACGAUUGUUCAACUUCAGGGUAUCAGUUGCUACAAGCAUGGAGAGCAGAACGAUUCCCAAUAGACGCAUAUGCUUACUAUGUAGUAAUUCGUGGAUUUUGUGAAGAGAUGAAAAUAGACGAGGCAGAAUAUGUCUUUCUUGAUAUGGAAAAUUAUGGAGUAGUUCCAGAUGCACAAACUUAUGGUGUGUUGAUCAAUGGUUAUUGCAAGACGUUGAAUUUGCAAAAAGCUUUGUCUCUUCACAGUCUCAUGUUGUCAAAAGGUAUAAAAUCAAAUUGUGUGAUCGUUAGCUUUAUCCUUCAAUGCUUGCUUACGAUGCAGAUGUAUUCAGAAGUAGUAAACCAAUUUAAAGUAUUUCAGGAUAAGGGGGUAUUUUUGGACAAGGUUGUAUUCAAUAUUGUUAUUCAUGCCCUAUGUGAACUAGGAAAAUUGGAAGAAGCUAUUGAGUUGUUAGAAGAUAUGACAAGUAGACAGAUCCAGAUGGAUGUCAAGCAUUAUACAACAAUGAUUAAAGGUUUUUUUGUUCAAGGAAAAACUCAUGAAGCAAUGAUAAUGUUUGAUAAUUUGAAGAAAAAUGGUGUUGAGCCCGACACCAUCACUUAUAAUGUGGUUGCUGCUGGAUUAUCUAGAAACGGUCUUGUAUCUAAGGUCCAGGGCCUUCUAGACUACAUGGAGGAACAUGGUUUGAAAAAAGACUCUAAGAUCCCUGACCUGGUAAUUGAAAAUUUAUGCAUAGGAGGCAAAGUGAAAGAAGCGACUGAAUUUUUCAAUAGUUUAGAAGUAAAGACGGUAGAUAACUAUUCUGCCAUGAUUAAUGGGUAUUGUGCAGCCAACCAUAAGAAAGCUGCAUAUGAACUUUUUGUUAAUUUGUCCAAGAAAGGAGAUUUUAUUAAAAGAAGUUCUCUCGUUAGGCUAGUUAGUAGCCUUUGCAUGGAAGAUUCUUGCGUUAGAGCUAUUGAGGUGAUAAAACACCUUCCAAUCAUUGAUGUGGAGGCUAAUGAAAUUGUAUACAAUAAAGUCAUAGCUUCCCUAUGCCGGGCAAGAAAUAUGAAGAUGGCCCAAAGUUUAUUUGAUUGUUUAGUUUGUGCUGGGUUGACUCCUGAUCUUAUCACUUACACAAUGAUGAUAGAUGGUUAUUGCAAGAUUAAUUUCUUGAGAGAAGCUCAUGAACUUCUGUGUGAUAUGAAGAAUCGAGGGAGGGAACCUGACAUUUUUAUCUAUACAGUUUUGCUUGAUAGUCAAUUUAAAACCAGAGUGCAAGAGCUUUGUCCCUCAGUUGAAACACCUUUUACGUCAACAAUUUUUGAUGAAAUGAAGGGCAUGAAGUUUACUCCAGACGUUGUUUACUACACUGUAUUGAUUGAUGGGUUUUGUAAAAUGAACAAUCUUAAUGAUGCUUUUGUCUUCUUUGAGGAAAUGGUUGAUCAAGGAAUAGAGGCUGAUACAGUGACUUUUACUGCCCUACUGUCCGGGUGUUGUAGAAGUGGAGAUAUGGAGAAGGCUCAAACCCUAUGUUAUGAUAUGAUCUCUAAGGGAAUUCUCCCUCCUAAAAUUUUUUCAUAUCUAUUACAUCAAGAUACUCUAAAAACCAAGAAAAUGCCACAUUACAAGCACUUAACUAAAUAACAGUCUUGGAUUCUCCACAACUGAAAUCUACUUGGGCAAUAUGAAAGACCUCUACUUUGACCCGAAGAUGAUAUGGUCAAGUGUGUGGAGUUGCUGCAGUAAUGGGGUUAGAAAUUAAAAUUUUCUGGGAAUGGAAGUCAGUCUCCUCUGUUGCAGAUGUGGUGCAGAUGCUAUCCAGAGCUGAAAUUUUCAUUCACACAACACUUCCAAGAUGUUGUAUACGGUAUACAGCAGUUCAGGAGAUGGCUGAGUUGUUCCUGGGGUACCCUAAAAAAAGGGAACCAAGGAGCUGAAUGGGAAGAGGCAAAGCGCGCAGCAAUAGUCAGAUAAUGACUUGGGGUUCCUAUUUCACCAAAAGUCACAGCAAUAUGUGCCUCAAAAUUGAUUGAUAUCACAUUUGCCAAAUGGUUCAACAAUAUUUCAUGCAAUGGUGGUACAUCAAACAUGUUGGUCACCAGUUAUAUACCAAUCAAUCUUCAUUAACUUCAAGUAACCGAUACACACACAUGUUUGAGCAAGCCCAACUUCGAACGGGAUUCGUCAUAUGCUCAUUCGGAGAUUUCUUGCAACUUGGUUUGGUCUCAAUAUCUUUAUCACUGUUCUUUUUUUUUUUGUUUUGUUUUUUUUUCUUGGUAUCAUGCGAACUUUUAUGGAGUUGUCUCAGAAAACAAAUCAGUUUGAAAAUGUAACAUGACUUUCAAAUUGAUUUUUAGAUGGAUUUGUUGUUCAUAUUUGCUGCAGUGGUGUAGAAGAAGAAGCUAAUAUAUCGGUGCAGUUCUCUUGUUUUCACUUUGAUUCUUUCACAAAGCCUCGAAGGAGGCUGAAAGUGCACCAAUGGUUACAGGAAAAGAACAAUUAUCAUUGCUCUGUAUAUUUUUUAGCCAUGUAUUAGAACCAAUUAUUUUUUCCCCUUCCUAUUAAAAGUCUAGAUGGAUAUCAGCUGGAGUCAUGAAUAAAAAGCAUUGUUAUUGAAAUGA